Pestalotiopsis fici W106-1 is the source of this 1749-nucleotide messenger RNA. Its product is annotated as amidase. The transcript has 4 exons. Lineage: Eukaryota; Fungi; Ascomycota; Sordariomycetes; Amphisphaeriales; Sporocadaceae. The record is from RefSeq and is a predicted model, not a curated record. Bases 1 to 1749 code for a protein of 582 amino acids.
AUGCGCCGUUCGUUGAUGUUGGCCGCCUGCCUCGCGGGCGUCGGGGCCGUCGCCAGUCCAGAUGAUAUCGGCUAUGUGCGACCAAGUCUCACGGCGUCGCUCUUCCCGUCCGAGCCCAAUGCCGACACUACCAAUUUCUUCCCCAUGGAGAAGUGCGGCGAGUUCGAGCUCGAGGAGGCCAGCAUUGACCAGAUGCAGGCUGCCAUGGCUUCGGGCACAUUGACUUCUGUCCAGCUCGUCGUGUGUUACAUGGUCCGUAACUUUCAGACAGACGACUACGCCAAUUCCUUGCUGCAGAUGAAUCCGGAUGCUCUGGCUAUUGCCGCGCAAAUGGACGCCGAGCGAGCUGCAGGUCGCGUUCGUGGUCCACUGCACGGUAUCCCGUUCACCGUCAAGGACAACAUUGCCACCAAGGACAACCUGGAGACGACAGCGGGAAGCUGGGCCCUGCUCGGAAGCAUCGUUCCCCGCGACGCCUUUGUCGUGGCUCGCCUGCGCGAGGCUGGCGCCGUCCUUCUCGGCAAGGCCACGCUGAGCGAGUGGGCCGAUAUGCGCAGCAACAGCUACUCCGAGGGCUACUCUGCUCGCGGUGGCCAGGCCCGAAGUGCAUACAAUCUGACCAUGAACCCGGGUGGUAGCAGCUCAGGCAGCGGUGUGGCUGUUUCUAUUAAUGCUGUUGCCUUUUCUCUCGGCACUGAGACGGAUGGCAGUGUGAUCAGUCCAGCUGAGCGUAACGGUAUCGUUGGUUUCAAACCAACUGUUGGACUGACUUCCAGGGCUGGCGUUGUUCCCGAGAGUGAACAUCAAGAUACUGUUGGAACCUUUGGAAAGACUGUUCGGGACGCGGUCUAUGCCCUAGACGGAAUAUACGGCAUUGACUCCCGCGACAACUACACUUCUGGUCAGGAAGGGAAAACGCCCGCUGGUGGCUAUGCGCAGUACUUGACCACAAAGUGCCACCUUAAGGGUGCAGUCUUUGGCCUUCCGUGGAACAGCUUCUGGGUGUAUGCUACCGAGGAGGAGCAGACGCAGCUUCUCGAGAUCAUUUCCAUGAUGGAGGCGGCCGGCGCCACCAUUGUCAACAACACGGAGAUCCUUGACUACGAGACCAUUGUCAGCACCAAUGGGUGGGACUGGGACUGGGGCACCACGCGCGGCUUUGCCAACGAGUCGGAAUACACAGUGGUCAAGGUUGAUUUCUACAACAACAUCAAGACGUACCUGUCAGAGCUAGAGAACACCGAGAUUCGCUCCCUCGAGGACAUCAUUGCCUACAACUAUGCCAAUGACGGCACCGAGGGCGGCUACGCGUACGGCACCAAGGUUGGCUCGGCCGCCUUCAAGUCGGGUCAGGAUGGCUUCCUUGCUUCCGUCGCAACCAAGGGCAUUCAAAACGAGACAUACUGGCAGGCCCUCGAGUUCAGCCAGACCUCGACGCGCAAUGGCAUCGACUACGCUCUGAACUACAAUGGCACCCAGUUGGCGGGACUUUUGGUUCCUCCCGAGGUCGGCCAGACCUACCAGAUAGCUGCUCAGGCCGGAUACCCGAUGAUCACCGUCCCGGCUGGUAUCUUUUCCGACACGGGGAUGCCGUUUGGUCUUGCCAUUAUGCAGACUGCCUGGGCCGAGGCCGAAUUGGUGCGUUGGGGAAGUGCCAUUGAAGAUCUCCUGCUCAAGUCCGGAACGCAGUAUGGCAGGACACUUCCAAAGUGGCACAGCUACCUGACGAGGAACAUUCCGGUCUACUGA